This is a messenger RNA of Gasterosteus aculeatus aculeatus (three-spined stickleback), 1723 nucleotides long. RefSeq names its product eukaryotic translation elongation factor 1 alpha 1, like 3 (gene eef1a1l3). The record is from RefSeq and is a predicted model, not a curated record. Gene Ontology annotation, biological process: translational elongation. Gene Ontology annotation, molecular function: GTP binding; GTPase activity; translation elongation factor activity. Lineage: Eukaryota; Metazoa; Chordata; Actinopteri; Perciformes; Gasterosteidae.
GGUUCCGUGGAGAAAAGCCCUGGAGUCGACGUCUGGACACCACGCGAGGAAGCCAGCGGCACUGACCGAAUGAAGAGGAAGAAAAGCGAUUUCGCUGCUGCCGUUUCCGGGAGUAUUGGGAAGUGAGCAUAUCGUCGCAGAAGACUUUUGAGCUACUUUGUUUGGCGAAACCCCCGGAUUGAGCCAUGGUGAAAGAGAAGACUCACGUCAACGUGGUGGUCAUCGGACACGUCGACAGCGGCAAGUCGACCACCACCGGCCACCUCAUCUACAAGUGCGGCGGCAUCGAUCAGCGAAAGCUGGAGAAGUUUGAGAAAGCUGCUGCACAGAUGGGAAAGAGUUCCUUCAAAUUCGCCUGGGUGCUGGACAAGCUGAAGACCGAGCGUGAGCGAGGAAUCACUAUCGAUAUCUCUCUGCUGAAAUUCAACACCCAAAAAUACACCAUGACCAUAAUUGACGCACCAGGCCAUCGUGACUUCAUUAAAAACAUGAUCACUGGAACGUCACAGGCUGACGUUGGCCUCCUGGUGGUCUCUGCGGCUAAAGGGGAGUACGAGGCCGGCGUGUCCAGGAGCGGUCAGACCAGAGAGCACGCCUUGCUGGCGUACACCUUGGGGGUCAAGCAGAUCAUCGUGUGUGUGAACAAGAUGGAUCUGACCGAACCCCCCUACAGCAAGGCGCGCUUCGACGAGGUGGUGCGCGGCGUCGGCAGCUUCCUCAAGAAGAUCGGCUACGACUGCGCCACUGUGCCCUUUGUUCCCAUAUCGGGCUGGACCGGGGAGAACAUGAUCACUGCGACGCAGAGGAUGCCCUGGUUCCAAGGCUGGAAAUCCAGACAAAGGGAGGGGAACGCAAGUGGAAGAACUCUACUAGAAGUCCUGGACUCCAUCCAGCCACCAGUGCGCACGGCCAACAAGCCGCUACGAUUACCUCUGCAGGACGUCUACAAGAUUGGCGGAGUAGGCACCGUGCCAGUGGGGAAGAUUGAAUCUGGUGUCCUCAAGGCCGGGAUGACCCUGAUGUUCUCCCCGGCCAAGGUCACCGCCGAGGUGAAGUCCAUUGAGAUGCACCACCAGGGGCUGCAGACGGCUCUGCCGGGCCACAACGUCGGCUUCAACAUCAAGAACGUGGCUGUGAGGAACCUGCGGCGCGGCGACGUGGCUGGAAACGCCCAGCACGACCCUCCAGCAGAUGUCAGCAGCUUUGAAGCUCAGGUGAUUAUCCUGAACCACCCGGGGACAGUUAAAGCCGGCUACUCUCCGGUCCUGGACUGCCACACCGCCCACGUCACCUGUCGCUUCGCUGAGCUGAAGGAGAAGCUCGACAGGCGCAGCGGCAAACAGCUGGAGGACCACCCGCAGACCCUGAUGUCCGGAGACGCUGCUACGGUCCGGAUUGUUCCCAUCAAGCCCAUGUGUGUGGAGAGCUUCUUCACCUACCCUUCCUUAGGCCGCUUUGCAGCAAGGGACCUGAAGCAGACAGUGGCUGUGGGGGUCAUCAAGUCGGUGCAGAAGGACCAAGGAGGAAAACUCUCGCACAAAGCCCAAGUGUGCAAAUGAUUUACCAGUAUAUCCUGGUAUGGCUGCUUGUGAAAAGUUUUGCAAAAAGUAAUUUGUGCUGUGACACAAAGUAUAAGUUGAGUAUUAUUCCUGUGUUAACGUUAAAUGCCGACAUUCUGGUUGGUGAACUUUGGUUGAUUACAAAAUAAAUAAUUUGAACUUUA